Portunus trituberculatus (swimming crab) is the source of this 1171-nucleotide messenger RNA. RefSeq lists its product as uncharacterized. The record is from RefSeq and is a predicted model, not a curated record. Lineage: Eukaryota; Metazoa; Arthropoda; Malacostraca; Decapoda; Portunidae. Gene Ontology annotation, cellular component: extracellular region. Gene Ontology annotation, molecular function: chitin binding. The transcript is spliced from 3 exons. The coding region runs from base 222 to 857 and encodes 211 amino acids.
AUCACAUUAUAUCUUUGCAGUUCCAGCUUGGCAUUACACCUCUAAUAGCAAUGGAUAGCUAAAGCCCGCCAGGUCAGGCCAGGGCUGUGACGUCAUCAGACCACCGGGCCAGGCCGUGACGUCAUCAGCCCACCGAGCCGGGCCGCAAGGCCACCAUGGCAGGAGCCACCCAGAUGCCUUCCCUUCCUGGCUCUUUUCGUUCAUAUCUAACAUGAUCUAAUAUGAUGGUGAGCAGCAUCCUGGCACAACGGCCCCUGUGUGCUGUGGAUUGUUCCCAUUAUGGUUCGGCUGUGGGUAACUUUGGAGACAAUCCUUUUGACUGCCACAAUUACUAUGUUUGCACCUCAAUAAGUACAUAUGUUGGUGAUCCAGUGAGCUGCCCCAGUGGUGAAGCUUUUGACACAAACACCAAAACUUGUAUGGACCCAACACUCCCAGGCUUCAGCUGCACACCACCUUGUGAACAAUGUACUUUUGACUGUGCUCUGAGUGUCAUGGGCAAAGCAGCUCUAAGAAUGUAUGGGCUUGAGUAUUAUGUGUGUGAUAAGCAUGGUAGCAUUGUAACUACAGUCAAAUGUGAUCCAGAAACUUACUUUGAUGGGCAGGGAUGCCAGGCAGACAUUCAUAAAACCUGCUCAUGUAGACCACCACACUGCACUCACGAUGAUGUACGUAACAACAGACUAAAACCAGACUAUUUUAACUGUACCAACUUUUAUCACUGCAAUUUUGAAGGGCUGCCUGAUGAAACCUGCCUUGAUAGGUGUCCCUCAGGUGAAAUCUUCUCACGGAUUAAUCAUAAGUGUGAUCCCGAGGCCAAGUGUUCGGCUCCUUGUGCAGAGUAUGAGCAGUACUAACCUAACUUGAGCUGAUUAUGAGUGGCACUAAUCUAACUUGUGCAGAGUAUGAGUGGCACUAACCCAACUUGUGCAGAGUAUGAGUGGCACUAACCUAACAGUUUACUGUUACCUCAAGAAUUUUAUCAGUAGCUACAUCAGAUUUAGACAAUUAAUUUCAAGUUAUACUUUUUCUUAAAGUCAUUCUUGUUACUUUAGUGAGCCAAAAGUUAUGGGCCAUAACAGGCUUGUUUAAUAAAUUACUUUAUUUACUGAAUGAGUAAACAUGUUACUAGCACACAAUGGCAUUGCUAAUAAAAAAACACUAUAAUUUA